AUGGCAUCAGAGGUUAUUGCACUUUGUCAAAGCUUUGAGCAGGAGCUGACCAAAACGCUUGCCAUUCUAUCGCCUGUCAGCGGUUGCAAGCCGGAAGUGCACGAUGCUCACCUCAAUCAUCAUCGGCUCAGUCAACGUUUCGCGGAAAGCGUCUCAUACUAUGCGGCGCGUCUGCCGGCAUACGCCAGCGUGCCGCGCAUCCUGGCCUUCGGCGACAGGCUGUUCAGGUUGGAGCAGCACCAGCUCGCCCUCCAAGCCUGCUUCAAGCGCGUACGUGCGCUGGGGCUGCACACGACGCGGGAAAACCUGCCGCGCAUGGACGAGCUCACGCGGCUAUCCAGCCACGUGCAAGCCUGCUUUGGCUGCGCUGCGUGCGAGGCCGCGCUGCUGCUGGCCACCGACCCUCAGAUCAAACACCCGGAUACGCUCCAGUGGAUGGAGCAAUGCCUAUCCCAAAUCCGCAGCGCCAUCGCCCUGGCUCUGCCGCAGGAGCGGCUGUACUGGCUGGUCGCCAACGGCAGCGUGCACGUGUACACCAUCGCUAAGGCCAUGAUCACGGCCGGCUUCGCGGAGCAGGCCCUCCCUGCGCUCGUCUUCUGCAUCAAGGCCCUCGAAGGCCACGUGUGCUUCGCUGCGUCCAAAUUCGUGCCCUGGCGCACGCAGCUCUACACGUGGGCGGUGUACGGUCUCGUCGACUGCAAGGCGACCGAGCAGGCGCGUGCGCUGUUGGCUGACGGCCUUAAGCGGAUCGAACAGCUGGUGGCGCUGCAAAAGCUGGACCCCGUGCCGCCGCCGCCCCACCUAAAGGUAGAGGUGGCGGCCGCGGCGCCCGUCGCGCCAGUGCUUGCGCAGCUGUCGGCGGCGGCUGCCGCAGCGGCGGCGGCGCCCAAUAGCGGCGCCGCUGCCGCUGCAUCUGCAGCCCAGCGGAGCCUGGCGGCGCUGGUGGAGGCGCUCCACGUGCCGUAUCGUCGGAUUGUACGGAGUGAACCAGCGGACGCGUCAUUGAAAGAGCUGUUCGACGCAGCGAUGGCGGAGGCGGCGCCGCUAAUGGAUGGGUUGAGGAAGGCCCUGGAGCAGGCCAAGGCGUCUACGGGGUCGGCAGCUCCAACCGCGGAUGCAGUAGGCAGCGACGGCCCGUCGCCGCCAUCGCCAUCGCCAGACGCGGCGGCGGCACUCCAGGCAGCUCAAGGGCAGAUCCCGUACGGCAUCCACAAAGGCCUUAUGUGCGCCGCUUACAACUUGGAGCAGUGGGAACAAUUUGGGCAGCUGGCGGAGCUGGCCACCACGCGGACAGCGGCGGAUUUUGCCGCCGGUCAAGCAGCAGCAGGCGGCAGCGUCGACGCCGACACCGACCAAAGCGCCUCACAGCUCAUAACCGCGUGCAGCCUCUUGCAGGCGCUUCGGCGCCUGGGCAUGGAGCCAGGGGUGAGCGCGUUGCGGCAGCUUGCUGCAGCCAUCCAACAGGCAUUGGUCCGCGGGUCUCUCUCGACCGCCGCGAGCUCUGCCGCUGCCGCCACCAACACAUCCAAGUCUUUGGCGGCGGCACCGCCGCAGCCUCAGCAGGCGCAACUGACGCCUUGGCGCCAGCUGCGCGACCUCGUCACGGACGCAUCCCUGGCGUUGUACGGCAGCGCCCGGCCACUGAUUGAUGGCGUGUUCAGCGCGGAGGAUAAGGAGUCAGCCACCGUUUCGGAGCUGCUUGCAGCUUGCCAUGCGGCCUGGAGUGCGGUAGACCUGGAUGACGGAGAGCUGCACGUCAGCGCUGCUCUCAAGCUGGCGUUGCUGCUGGAGCAGGAUGGUCAGUUGCAGCAGGCGAAGGAGGUGCUGCUGCAGGCCAAAUCCAUUGUUCAGCGGGCCCGUGUUGAGCUGAUGGCGGCCAACCGCCGCGGCACGGAUGAGCACGUGCGCUGGGUUACAGCGUCACGCAGCCAGCCGAGCGACGAGACGGCAGCCAUGGUGGCAGGCAUGUCCACCAGCGAGCAGGAGCUAGCCUGCCUCCAUGUGGACUUGUUGGCGCUGCUGGCGCGAUGCGAGCUGGGGCUGGGGCUGGGGGAGCAGCAGGGCCGGGCCAGUACGCGGCGUACGCGAGUGCUCGAGGAGCAGGCCACCCGCGCCGCCCAGUCCAGCAUCUUUGGACCGCGUAACGCGACGGAGGUGGCGCGGGAUGAGGCGAGGCUGGCGGCCGCCAGCACCACACCGCCUAACCCGCAGGCAGGUGUUGGGAUGAAGGAGCGGGAGCUACUGCAGGCUUGCGCCAAGAACCCCUACGAGCGGGCGCUGCUGCUUAUGCAGAUGACGGCCUUUGCCGGGAACGACUCGGUGCGGAAAGCUCAGCUUCUGCAGGAAGCCGCCGACCUCCUGGUGAAGGCCCAAGCGGCCGAGGACGCCCUCUUCGCCGCCUCGCAGCCCGACUUACGGGCGCGGCGCGACACGCCUCUGCAGCCCAAGUUGCUCCAGCGCACGCCCACGUCCGUGACGCUGGUCGCCCAUCCGCCGGGUCCAGGCCUAAAGGCACCAGCCGGCUCGGGCCGCAAGCCGCCGACCCGCUACGUGGCGUACUGCAAGGCCUUUGGCGCUGGCGUAGGUCUGGCCAUGAACAAGACCGCAAGCGAGUACCCGGGCACGGGCGUCAUGGUGCCGUUAGGACAGUCCGUGACUAUUCAGGGGUUGCGUACGAACGACACGUACCUGUUUGCGGUGGCGUUGUACGACGAUGGCGGCAAUCUUGUUGGCGGUCUUGGCGCCUCGACGCCGGAAGUGCUGUUGGCGUUGCCGCUGCCGUUGUACAUGUGCUGGGCGCACCUGUUGGCGGCGGCGGUACGGUGUGGCGCCUGGGCGGCGGCCAAGCGCGCGGCGGGGGUGCUGCUGCCGCACUUUGUCGUCACGGCGGCCGACCCGCCGCUGUGGCGGUCCAAUCCCAUGGAUGCUCAGAGGCUGCACGGGGUCCAUAUGGCAGCUGCGGCACGGCCGCUGCUGCGCGCGUUGGUGCAGAACAUCUACAUGUACGCCGGAGCCGCGCUGCUGCGCGCUGCGGUGGCGCCGCCGGCGCCUACGGCGCCGGCAGCUCCUGUGCCGCAGGUCGCCCUGCCGGGCACACUGCCACAGCUGCGGACGCCCUUCCUGGAGGAGCAAGUAGCUCGAUUGAAGGCGGCGCGGCUUGUGGUGAUGGGUAUGGAGGUUGCGGCGCUGCUGCCAGACGAGCCGUUGAUGCAGGAGGGCGCGCUGCGGGCCUACCAGUUACUAGCGCCGCUCCUGGCGCUGCGGGCGCCGCGCACGCCGCUGCUGCAUAAGGCCUUGGCGGCUUGUCAUCUGGUGCUCUCCUCCCUCACCAAUCUGGUGCAAGACUCGCUGCAUCGGCAGGAACACCAGCGCGCACUGGCGGCGCGCGUGACGGCGGCGGUGUCGUACCAGCUGCUGCGGCUCAGCGAUGCCGCCGACGAGCCCGCCGCCACCGCGCACUUUGGCCGGCUGAGGGUGGAGCUGCUCAAGGCCUAUGACCCACGGUUCACCAUUGUCGGCAGGCCGCCACCGCCGGCGGCGCUGCAGGACGAGGCGUCGCGUCUACACGACGUGUUGCUGCAGCACCCACGGUUGGUGGAGUGGGCGCCUGAGCCUGUCUUGGAGCGUCAGAAGGACGGCGGCGACCUGGUGGCGAAGGUGCUGCCAAUGCUAGCGACGGCUGCGCCGAUGGAGGCCUGGACGGCGGCGCUCGGCUUCGAGACGGCCACCGAACAUCCCAGGUGGGUAGAGCUGGUGGUACGAAUGGUGGAGGCGGCAGUACGCAAAGGCAACCCCGUCAACGCAGCCCUUGUGGCGGAUCAAGUGUUCUGGUGGGUCAAGGCGAGAAGCAAGGUACCGCCGCUGUCGGCGCUGGAAGACCCGCCGCCACAGGCGGGCGCUCCGGCGGCGCCGGCCGCGCCAGCGGCGGCGCCGCCGGCCACUCCGACACCGCCGCCGCCUCCUAAAUGGUCCUUGGAAGAAGCUGCAGCUGCACUGACCCCCACCCAAGUGGCCUUCGUGGCGCCUCCGGCCCCCUCCACUGAGGGGCUCAGUCCGGAGGAGGCCGCGGCCGCCCUGGAGCGCCACGCGGAGGAGGUGCGCUCCCUGGAGCUCACCCAGCGGCGGCGGCUGGCGGCAGUGCUGCUGCUGCAGAGGCGACUGCCAAAGCUGCUGGCGCGGAAACGCACCAUCGAAAAGACCCGCGCUAACAUCCAGCGCUGGGCACCGUGGCUGUCCCGCCUGAACAUCGUCAUGGGUCUGAUGGCGGCAGCGGAGGCGCGAAGGAAUGUGCAAGCCAGCGGCGGCCUCCGAGCCUCCCCCUCCAGCGCCGCCGUGGUUGCGGAUCUCGGCGGGGCCAAUGAUGGCCCUGACGGCCCCGCGCAGGGGACCGACACGCCGCCGCCGCCGCCGCCGCCGUCGACAGCUGACGCCGCCGCCGCGCCGGCGGAUGGCGCGGCAGCUACAGCGUCGCCAGCCCUGCCUCCAGGGCUGCAGGCCAUGAUCCACUUUUCCCGGGCAGCGCAGCUGGCAGCACGCGGCGGCGCGUGGUUGGAAGUCGCGAACGCUGCACGGCACGCGUGGAACCUUGCGCAGGGGGUGCUUAAUCAGGACCCGGCGGCGACGACGCCGGUGCCCAAGGUGGCGUGGGAGCGCGGGCUGCUGCCGGCGCCGCCGCCUCCACCCGAGUCCCUGCUGGUUCCCGCCACGCCGCCAGUGGUGGACAAGAAGGAUAAGAAGGGCAAGAAGGGGGAGAAGAAGGAGGACGAGAAGAAGGAGAAGAAGACUACACCCAAGGCAGGAGGGGCGGGGAGGGCGGGGCGGGGUUUGAACAGUUGUACAUAUCCAGCUGUGCUGCUUCCUCACACGACUGGAAAUAGGAAGAAGGGCGCGGCGGCAGAGGAGGCGCCCCCGCCCCCGCCCCGCACCUACCCCCUGCCCGUGGGUAGCCGUCCCAACAUGGGCCGCGCGGCUCGCUCCCUCGCCGAGGCGCUGAUGGAGCUGGUGGGGCGGCUGCGUGAUGGGCUGCAGCUGCAUACCUGGGUGGCCCCGGCGGAGGAGCGAGGGCAGGUGGAGGGCAGGUGGCAGGGCGGUGGGGGUGAGGACGGCCGGCCUGAGACAGCGGCCGUGUCGGACAGCCAGUUCAGCUACGGCUCAGAUCUGCAGGUUGAUAUCUGGUUCAAGGAGGGUCCCCUGGACCUGGCCUGGGUGAGCCGUCUGGUGGGGGCUGUGGUGGUGGUGCUGAGCAGGUGCGACAGGUGGCACUCGCUGGUGGAGGUGGGCAGGUGCUGGAGUCGGCUCAGCGAGGGGGCGUUCAACGAGCGGAUACUGCCCUGGCUGCUGCAGGCAUGCCCCCGCACGGGUGUGGACUCCGGUCCCUUCCAGGCCGCCCUGGACACGCUGAUUCGGGACAAGAACCAGGCCCUAGACCAGCUGGAUAAGGUUCGCCUGCUGGUCCGUGAGCGGCUGGGUGAGACCUCCCUCAUGGCGCAAGGUAUGGGGCACAAGGUGCGCAAGAAGCGCAAGUCAGUGGCGGCGCGGCGCAGCAUGGCCAGCGGCGGCGGCAGUGGCCCGGACGGGCGGCCCAGCACCACCGGCACUGGCAGUCUCAUGGCUGCCAACAGCCUCCGCAGCCUGGGUAUGGAGAGCGACGGGGCCAGUUUGGUGAGUGCGGCGUUCACUUACCGCACGGCCUCCACAUUCAAGACCAAGGCCAGCCAGCCCGACUUCAUGCGCAUACCUGCGGAGUACGAGAAGGUGAUUGAGGUCCUCAAACGCCGCAAUGAGAAGGGCUUCAUGGUGCUAGCCAUGCACGAGCUGGGUGACGUGCACGCGCACUUUGGCAACUGGGGGGGUGCGGCUACCGCAUGGAACGACACUCUGGAUACACUGCUAGGGCCCUAUCAGGCUAUCAAAAACUGGCGGCCCAAGCUGGAGCCCAUGACGCCCGCUGCCACGCUGCAGUUGUACGGCCUGCACGGCCUGCUGCUGGGUGCCGUACUGUCCGGCAAGCUCGCCCGCUACACGUACCACGACCACCUGCACCUCCGUUUGGAGGCAUGUCGUCUGGCGGCCCGCCUGGUGUUCUGCACCUUCUCCGCUCACCUGGGGCACCCGCAGAGGCUGCUGGGUUUCGCCACUUACACCCCCCGGGAGCUGUGGGCCACGGGGACAGACCCGUGGGUCGUUUGGAACGACCCCUACCGGUGCCCCGUGGGUGACCUGGCGGGUGCGCUGGAGACUGCGGCUGUGUGUCUGCUGGACAAUGGAUUGGCGUUGGAGGCUUUGCCGCUGCCGGACCCCACCCUGGACUCGGACUACGUGCUCAAGGAGGCCAGCGGGGCGGUGGUGCAGGUAGAGCCGGCGCCGCCCUUCAACAACUCCCUCCUCCCCGGCCACCCCGCCAACAAGGCCGCGUUGAUGCACCUGGCCGACACGCAGCUGCACCCCUCCGUGGAACGACUGUACGGCAGCUGGCUUGUGGCGCACCUGGCGCUCGUACGUGCGCAGCUGCUGAUGCUCGCCGGCGGUGUGCCCAACCAGUGGCGGAAUGUGAACUGGAAGACGGGGGAGCGAGUGGAGGUGCCCAAGCCGGUGACACCUCCGACGACGACCAAGGGCGGCGGCGGCGGCGGCGGCGCAGCCGCCGCAAAGGGCGGCGGUGCGGCGGCCGCCGCCGCGGCGGCAGCGGCAGCCGCUGCUACCGCGGCGGCUGAGGCUGUGGGCGCGGGUCUUCCUGAGGUGGUGGAGCCGUUGAUGCUCGAGCGAGCGUACCAGCUGCUUAAGAAGGCAAUGGUGAUGGCGCAAGCUGAGGAUCAGCCGGCUGAACCCCCAACAGCUCCAAUCGCGCCACCCGCCGCCGGCGGCAAGGGGGGUGCCAAGUCCCCGCAGCGCGCCGCCUCCCCCGCCAAGCCCAGCCCGCGUGGCCGCUCCAAAUCGCCCAUUUCAUCCGCCAAGGGCCAGCGUGGCGAGGUCAUGGUUCGUACUCUGCUGCUGCAGAGCGAGUUGGAGCAGCUCCGGUGGCACCCCGCCCGCGGACUGGCGCACGCCUUGGAGGCGGCGCGUUUCAUCGGUGCAGAAGCCGACCGUAUAAACUCCCCUCAGCCGGGAGCUGAUAAUGACGAGCAGGAGCGCUACUCACUGAUGCCGGUGCUGUGGUUUCUGGCGCGCAGCGCGGCGGUGCGUUGCGCGGCGCAGCUGGGCCAUGCGCGUCAUGUGCAUGCGCUCGUGGAGGCGGCGUCGGCACGGGACACCGCUGCGGGGGCGGUGCAGGAGCAGAUGCACAUCGCCGGCAUGGCGCACAUUCAGGCACUGGUGCUGGCGCAGGAGGGUCGCACAGCCGAGGCGAUAGCGGCGCUGGCGACGGUGGUGGCGCGGUAUCGCUCGCUGUCGGUGUACGACACACGGCUGGCGGCGGCGCUGUUGGAUGCGGCAGCGCUGCGGGACCGGAUGGGUCUCCGUGCCGACGCGGCGGAGUUGGCGGCACAGGGCCUGGCGGUGGCAGAGCUGUACUGCAUGGUGGUGGGCUUGGGGGAGGCGCUGGCGGCGCCUGAGCUGACCAACGUGUAUGCAGAUGGUACGGCACUAUAUGCCCAUGCGCAAGGCGUUGCCGCGGUGCAUGCGUCGCGGCAGUGCCGCCAUGCGGAGGCGGAACGCCACGCCGCCCAGGCGCUGCGGUUGCUGAGACACCACACACGCGGGCUGCCGGCCCAGCAUGCGGAGGCUGCCCUGGCGCUGGGCCGUACGGCGAGGCUGGUUGCGCUCUGCGGAGCUGGUGACGACGACAACGGGGGUAGCGGAGUCACCGUUGCUGCUGGCGGCAUGGCAAGGCACGGCAGCGUCGCCGCUACCGCCGCCAAGCUCGGCGCGGCCCGUACGGCGCUGAUGGCGUCUAUUACCCUGGCCUGCCUUGACGGCGGACAUCUCCGCAUCCUGAUGAGGUCGGCGCUGCUCGAGCUGGCGUCAGUUUACAUCGCCGGCAUGGAUACGCGCGCCGCCGCCGCCUGCCUGCGUGCCGCACAUGCCGCCGCUUCCAAGCAGGACCUCGUCCUGCUGUCCUCGCACACGCUGGCUCCGGUGGCGGCGGCGCAUUUGCCCGACUGGGCGGUGGCGCAUGUCAAGGGCCAGGAGGCGCGUUUCACCAAAGAGGCUGGUCGCAACCCCGAUGUGCCCGUUGCAGACGCAGAUGUUGCGCGCAUGGUGGUGUGCCUCCUGGGGGGCCUUCUGUGCUCGGUUGACUCGCUGCCUGUCAGCGGCGGCUUCCGUGCGCGAGCCCAGGCCAAGGUGGCUGCACUGCACACCGCGCUGCGCUACGCCUGCGCCAAGUACGGCAUGGAUGCGUGCUUUUCGGAUCCACCACUGCCGCCACCGCCGCCGCAGGCUGCAGCUGCCACGCAAGCGGCCGCGGCGGCAGCGCCGCCGCCGCCGCCGAAGGCUGGGGCGGCCAAGGCAGCAGCAGCACCACCACCAGCACCAAAGGCGUCAGCGGCGGCGGCGGCUCCGCCGCCACCGGCGGAAGUUGAAACGCCACUCGCCGACGGCACGGUGCUGGCGCAAUGGCAUUGCCAAGACGGCUGCUGGCAAGAGCCGGCUUCCUGGGUCGCCGACGGGUCCCUGCCCGACGGCGGCGCCGCCGCAGUCCCGACGGAGGCGCAGCUGCUAGCGCUGCCGCCGGUGGAGACCUAUGCCUCGCUGCUGUACGUCGUCGCAAUGCCGCGCAACGACGGCAGCGGCGGCCGAGGCCCGCAGUGCGGUGAAGUUACCUUCUCUGUACGGGCCGUGCGGGAAUUGCAGCACCGUGUACGGCAGUUACGCAGUCGCAUGGAGCGCCCCAAGGCCCCAACCGACAUCCUGGGAUACGCCGCGCCAUCGGCUUCGGAGCUUGCUGACCUUUUGCAUUCUACGGAGAAGCUGUUGAGCGCUAUGCCGCACCACUCUGAUGACGGCAGCAGCAGCGCCGCCCUGGGCGGGGAGCCCUUGCUGAGCAGCGGCAGUGUGGCGGAACUGCCGCCGCUGGUGGGCGCGGUGCGGCCCAACUUGGAUCAGGCGUUCCUGUGUCGGCUGGAGGGGUUGCUUAAUUUGGACUCAGGGGUCGAGUUGGUCGACCCUGCCUUGGGGGCGUGGCUGGUGCAGACGCUGCCGGCUACGUAA
Volvox carteri f. nagariensis is the source of this 9147-nucleotide messenger RNA. RefSeq lists its product as uncharacterized. The record is from RefSeq and is a predicted model, not a curated record. The coding region runs from base 1 to 9147 and encodes 3048 amino acids. Gene Ontology annotation, biological process: cilium assembly. NCBI's taxonomy places the organism in Eukaryota, Viridiplantae, Chlorophyta, Chlorophyceae, Chlamydomonadales, Volvocaceae. The transcript has 19 exons.